Molecule: messenger RNA, 3834 nt
Organism: Colletotrichum fioriniae
Lineage: Eukaryota; Fungi; Ascomycota; Sordariomycetes; Glomerellales; Glomerellaceae
Gene: RAD2
Product: DNA repair protein rad2
Biological process (GO): nucleotide-excision repair
Cellular component (GO): nucleus
Molecular function (GO): DNA endonuclease activity; single-stranded DNA binding
Source: RefSeq, a predicted model, not a curated record
AUGGGUGUGAACGGCCUCUGGACCGUCGUGCAGCCCUGCGCGCGCCCGACGAACCUCGCGACCCUCAACCGAAAGCGCCUCGCCGUUGAUGCCUCCAUCUGGAUAUACCAAUUCCUCAAGGCGGUGCGUGACAAGGAGGGCAAUGCCCUGCGCAACUCGCACGUUGUUGGCUUCUUCCGCCGCAUCUGUAAGCUGCUGUGGUUCGGCAUCAAGCCCGUCUUCGUCUUUGACGGCGGGGCUCCCGUGCUCAAGCGCCAGACGAUCCAGGGCCGUAAGCAGCGGCGCGAGGGUCGGAGGGAGGAUGCCGUCCGCACGGCUGGGAAGCUGCUGGCUGUGCAGAUGCAGCGGAUCGCCGAGGAGGAGGAGGACAGGAGGAAGCGCGAUGCGGAUCGAGGCAUCCAACGCGAGCGAGAGGAGCCGCAGGAGGCUAUACCUGAUAUGGAACAGAUUGUUUACGUUGACGAGGUCGGCAUGUCGCAGCAAGAGCGUCAAAAGACGAGAAAGUUUUUCAAGCAGGAUGCAUAUCACUUGCCCGAGAUGGAUGGUGAUAUUGCAUCCAUGGCCAAGGCGGAUGAUCCUAGAAUUAUGAGCAUUGAAGAGUUGGAAGAAUAUGCCCGACAGUUCCAUAACGGCGAAGACAUCAAUCUCUACGACUUUAGCAAGAUCGACUUUGAUGGCGAGUUCUUUCGAAGCUUACCGGCAGCUGAUAGAUACAACAUCUUGAAUGCGGCAAGACUCCGCAGUCGUUUGAGGAUGGGCUUGAGCAAGGAGCAGCUUGAUGAGAUGUUUCCGAAUCGCAUGGAUUUCUCAAGAUUUCAAAUCGAAAGAGUUCGGGAAAGGAACAAUUUGACACAGCGCCUCAUGAAAGAAGCCGGCAUGACUGGUCUUGAUCUUACUCUGAACGGUGGCGGGAGAAUCGCUGGUGAAAAAGACAGGGAGUACAUCCUAGUCAAGAAUGACGGCGCGGAAGGUGGCUGGGCCCUGGGAGUUGUGAGCAAAGAGAAAGAUCUCGGCGAAGCUCAUAAGCCUAUUGAUGUCGAUGCCUUGGACUUUCAAUUUCAGCCAAAAGAAAAGGCAGAGGCAUCUGAAGAGGAAGACGACUUUGAAGAUGUUCCAGUCGAGGGCCUGAACCGGCUGCCCAAGAUGCCUUCCAGCGCAGCCGCACAAGCAUCCUGGCAAGCAGCUAUCCAGAGGCAACAAUUACAUGGAAACCGAGGAAGCAGUGAAGUGAACGACUUAUUCGAAGAGGAGGAGGAGAGUCUUUUCGUCGAUGGUGAUUUGCCGGAAGCCCAUGUCAGAAAUGUUGCCAGGCAACGUGACGAUGAGGCAAUGCACCCAGAAGAAGAAGACGACAUCAACCGAGCCAUUGCCAUGUCACUGCAAAACCAGCACGGAGAAGCUGCUGAAAAGUCCGAGGAGGAUGAGCAGUUUGACGAUGUGGAGUUGGAGGCACCUGAAUGGAAGCAGAAGGCUGUGGAGGCACCGAAGCCGAUUGCCGCGAGGAGCGGUCGCAUGGUUGCCCAUAUUGUCAACAACAGGUCCAAUGCUGCGGUGCCAAGGAAGCGCGCCAACAGUGCCAGCAGCAGCGACGGAGAGAUGGACUUGCAGGCGGCUUUGAAAGCCUCUCGACAAAAGAAACGAGUACUGCCCAAACCUGCAGUGCCCAACGUCAAGAACCCAUUCGAUGGCCCACUACCAUUCCCUAAACUCGCAUGGGGCCCCUCUCUCUUCUCUAUGAAGGCUCAGUCAAAGAAGCCCGAGAAGGGAGCCCCAAAGGAGCCGGCGAAAAGUUUGCAAGAACCUGCACGCGAAGAUGGUGAUGCCCAAUUCGGUGGCGGUUUCUUGGCUGAUGGCGCUGAAGAGCAGCCCGCUGGCGAUGAAGAUGACGAAGGUGGCUUUGAAAGAGGGCCAGAAGAAGAUCGUCCCAAGCCUCUACCUCCCUGGAUGGUGGACAAUACGGAUAUCCGAGAGUCGAUUAAGCAACAGCGGCAAGUGGAGAGUGAAAUCAACACGGAAGAUAGAGAGGCCGCACAGGAGGAGGAGCGGAGGUUUGAGCGUCAACGGCAAAACCAGCUCAUCGAGAUUCAGUCCUCUGAUGACGAAGACGACGACGUUGAGAUUCUUGACGCGCCUCCACCUCCGAAGCAUGCUGCUUCCCAGGAAGAAAUAACUUUCCUAGAUGAACCCGACGCUGCCGAUGCCGCUACAAACGCAGAGCUCGAGCCUGAGAAGGAAGAAGAUGUCACGACUGCGCCGUCAGAAAAGGCAGAUGCACCGUCACGCAACUCAUCUCAGCCUCCUGAAGUCGAAUUUGAAGACGUUCAGCCUGAAGAAGUUGACGAAGACGUGGAGGUCACUGUCACGGCAGUCCCUGACUCCCCCGAACCAGAGAUGGAAGAUGUCGCCGAGCCACAACGUCCUGAUUCCCCUCCGGACUCAGUAAUGGAAGAUGUUACUAUCAACGCAGAAGAACCGAAACCCGUCGAAGAAGAAGAAGAGCACGAACUCACGUUUGAAGAACUCAUGGACGGGCCCACGCUCGACGACCCCAACACGGCCGGGGAUCCAGUGCAUGACGCCGAAGCGGCCGUCUUUGCCGAAAGCGACGAUGAGUUCAGUGACCCGGAAGAUGAGGAGCUCUUUGCCAACCUGGCGCAGGAAGCCGAAGAGCACGCCCGCUUCGCCAGCGAGCUAAACAACAAGUCGGAGCAAGAGAACAAGGAGGCAUACGAAAAGGAACUCAAGGCGCUGCGCACGCAGCAGAAGAAGGACCGCCGUGAUGCCGAUGAGGUCACGCAGGUCAUGGUCACCGAGUGCCAGGCUCUCCUUCGCCUCUUUGGUAUCCCCUACAUCACCGCACCGAUGGAGGCGGAAGCGCAGUGUGCGGAGUUGGUGCGUCUGGGCCUGGUGGACGGCAUCGUCACCGACGACUCGGAUUGCUUCCUCUUUGGUGGCACGCGCAUCUACAAGAACAUGUUCAACAGUAACAAGUUCGUCGAGUGCUACCUCGGUUCGGACCUCGAAAAGGAGCUCUCGCUCUCGCGGGACCAGCUCAUCGCCAUUGCCCAGCUUCUGGGCUCCGAUUACACCGAGGGCUUGCCCGGCGUCGGUCCCGUCACGGCCGUGGAGAUCCUCUCCGAGUUCCCCGGCAAAGACGGCCUCAUCCAGUUUAAGGAGUGGUGGGCGGACGUACAGCUGAAUAACCGACCCAAGGAGGCGGACGCGGGAUCGCCUUUCCGCCGCAAGUUCCGCAAGUCGCAGGGCACGAAGCUGUUCUUGCCGGCGGGGUUCCCCAAUCCGGCCGUCACGGACGCCUACGUCCGGCCAGAGGUCGACGACAGCCCGGAGCACUUCCAGUGGGGCGUUCCGGACCUCGAGGGUCUGCGGCAGUUUUUGAUGGCGACGAUUGGGUGGAGCAAGGAUCGCACCGACGAGGUGCUGGUGCCCGUGAUCCGGGACAUGAAUAAGCGCGACAUUGAGGGUACGCAGACGAAUAUCACGAGGUACUUUGAGGGUGCGGUCGGCGUUGGCGCGAGGGACGCGUUUGCGCCGAGGCAGAAGGGCACGACGAGCAAGAGGAUGGCCAAUGCUGUGAGUCGGUUGAGGGCUAAUGCCAAUGGGGAGCAGCCGGGUGAUGAGGAGCAGGAGGGCGGAGCUUCUGCUGCUAACAUGGCGGCGCCGACCAGAGCUACGGGGAAGAGGAAAGCUAGGGCUAGGACGGCGGCUGCUGAGGAUGAGGAUGAAUUUGUCGAUGGUGAGGUGGAGGAGGAGAAUGAGCAGGGUGGUCGAAGUGGUAGAGCCCGACGCGGAAAGAAGGCCAAGGCAUCUGCGUAG